Messenger RNA from Laccaria bicolor S238N-H82, 1110 nucleotides. RefSeq lists its product as uncharacterized. NCBI's taxonomy places the organism in Eukaryota, Fungi, Basidiomycota, Agaricomycetes, Agaricales, Hydnangiaceae. Bases 1 to 1110 code for a protein of 369 amino acids. The record is from RefSeq and is a predicted model, not a curated record. The transcript is spliced from 6 exons.
AUGUUGCGAAUUGCUUCAAUUGCCUUUCUUCUUGGAUGUCUGGUACUAUUCCGCACCGAUGCGGAGAAGCAACUUUGGAUGGGCUCUCAAGUUGGUUGUUCCAAAAAGUCGCGAGGGAACCAUACAAUCCGAUGGGACUUCUUCAACGACCGUUUAAGCCAUUUAUAUGCUGAAAUAGUAUGGAACCACCGAUGUGAUGAGUUCAACCCAAGUGGAUUCUGGUGCUGGUGUCCGCCAACUGCGUAUUCCGAUUGUGUUUCACAAUGUACCGGAGUUCCCAAUCCAGACGUUGGGGGAGUUGCACUCGCUUGGGUAUGGCCCAUUCUUCUAGGCUUUGUCGUCAACGCCAGCACUCUCAUUCUCUUGAACCUACCUGCGUAUCAUCGCGGUAGGGCAUUACAUGUUCUCUAUGGUCUAUCGGACGAUGAUGACUCCCAAUCACAAUUGACGGCCUGGGAGCAGCUCAUUCGACCAUUGCUGGAGGAGUGGAAAACCGUGUGCGUCCUGGCUACCCUGACUUCCGGCGCUGCUCUUGCCACGUUUCAGAUUCCUAGCUUCAACAACAACCUUAUGAUUCCUGCACUGGCGUACUUAACCCUCAUUUCCAUGACGACAGCCAUCCUACUCUCGUCAAUCGUAAUCAUUCAUCUUGGAGGAGAAACGCGUGAUCCUGUGUUCAUUCAAACAUGGCUCGAGUCUGGACGGUGUGGCGAGUUUCUAUGUUAUGACACCGUGAAGAAAGUAUUUAUGCGACAUCCCUUCCAGGGGUUCUCUAUAUUUCAUCUCGUCUGUGGUGCUCCUCUUCUGGUCGGGGGGCACUGCGAACACAGCGAUGGGCUCUUCGCUGACCGCAUCAAACUCCGCCGUGGCCCUGGAGCCGUCGACUGGUUUUGUAUUCAGCUUUUGGAAGCAAGGGAGACGACAAUCGACCGUUUUGGAAGCAGCCUAGCUACAGAGAAUGAUAGUUACAACCUAACUCGUCCACGCCUCGAGUAUGAUGGAUCUUCUAAACUGGUCUCAAAAAUGUAUGGGUCCAUACAUACAUACCCGCGGGGCAUAGAUAAGACCCUGGGCCCAGCAAACUUGAUGGUCAUCGCGACGAAGUCCUAA